AUGUGUGACCCAAACGGCGUCAGUGUGGCGAGAAGGUCUGCCCCGGAUGCUGCCGCCCCAGCUGGAGCCCCAGGCGCUCCUGGAGCCCCCGGUGCAGAUGGUGCUCCAGCCGGCGGACCCCCUGCCCCACCUAACACCACCAGCAACCGCAGGCUACAACAAACACAGGCCCAGGUGGAAGAGGUGGUGGACAUCAUGAGGGUGAAUGUGGACAAGGUACUGGAGAGGGAUCAGAAGCUCUCAGAGCUGGAUGACAGGGCAGAUGCCCUCCAGGCCGGAGCCUCCCAGUUUGAGAGCUGUGCAGCCAAGCUGAAGAACAAGUACUGGUGGAAGAACUGCAAGAUGAUGAUUAUGAUGGGUAUCAUCGGAGUGAUCGUGGUUGGAAUAAUAUUCCGUGAGUAG
This is a messenger RNA of Lampris incognitus (smalleye Pacific opah), 402 nucleotides long. RefSeq names its product vesicle associated membrane protein 1b (gene vamp1b). The transcript is spliced from 4 exons. Gene Ontology annotation, cellular component: SNARE complex; plasma membrane. Gene Ontology annotation, biological process: vesicle fusion; SNARE complex assembly; vesicle-mediated transport. The coding region runs from base 1 to 402 and encodes 133 amino acids. The record is from RefSeq and is a predicted model, not a curated record. Lineage: Eukaryota; Metazoa; Chordata; Actinopteri; Lampriformes; Lampridae. Gene Ontology annotation, molecular function: syntaxin binding; SNAP receptor activity.